CCAAUUCGAAUGUUUCUCUCCCCGUUCUUUAAGAGCCCGAAUUCUAGUUUCGUAAUGCGUUUUGACAAAAUUUAUACUUAAAUCUGACAACAAUUCAGCCGCACUAUGUCUUUUUCCAGUAGGGUAUCUAGCAUCAAACCCUUCAAGUGUUUGCAGCUCAUUCCAAGAGUUAUUUGCAGAGGAAGUGGUAUUCACAGUUCAGCUAAUCAAGUUUUACGAAGACAGAAGUUUGAUACAGUGAAAUUCUGCAAAAGAAAUGCAUCAACACAGAGUAGUGUAUUGGAAACAGUAAAUUACCUGAUAUGGACCCCUGUUUAUCAACCAUUAAGUGUUUUGUUGAGCUGUGCUGCAUACAUUAUUUAUUUCUAUUAUCUUAAAGAAGACCUAUCAAAUGUUGAAUCAAAUUUUAGAAAGAUAAUCUAUGAACAAAUUGAUCCAGGAAACGAAGAGUAUCAGGAAGAGAUUCAUUUACGGAAUUAUAUCAGAUUACGUAUCUAUAACAACCUACCAACAGAUGACUACGAGAAAAGAUUAACACAGCUUGUGAGGGAAAGGAAAGCCAAACAAAGUCAAAGAUUUGAAAGCCAAUGAACUGGGGCAAUGGUAUGACAAUAUGAUACAUAUACAUGUAAAUUAAAUGACUUUCUUUAUACAAAUGUUUUUCUUUACAAUUUUGUAGUACUAAUUUAUUUUGGUAACUUCAGCAUGAACAUAAUAAAUAAAUGUAU
This is a messenger RNA of Mytilus trossulus (common blue mussel), 728 nucleotides long. RefSeq lists its product as uncharacterized. Bases 106 to 591 code for a protein of 161 amino acids. Lineage: Eukaryota; Metazoa; Mollusca; Bivalvia; Mytilida; Mytilidae. The record is from RefSeq and is a predicted model, not a curated record. The transcript has 2 exons.